UGCUUUGUUUUUUGGCACUCCCACUGCGCCAUUUUCUUAAAAACUGUUUUUGUUAGCUGAAUUCGCCGAAAAAUUGGCGACUUCGCCGCGCUUUUGCACCUUCUUUUUGCCAUUUGAAAGUUGUUUUUGGCGCUGAUUGUGAGAUUAUUGGUACCAAGUCGGUAUGGACGAUAAAUUACUCAUAGGAAACACUGUGGAAAUUGCCAGCGAAGAGGAAAUUGUGACCAAAAAGCUCAACAUCCCAAUCAACAAGAUUGCAAUGGAGGAGAAUGUGGUUGUGUCGGUGGAGAACGUCGACGACGAUGGCAUUCUUCAAAUGGAACAUGUGAUGGUAGAGUCAAGCCGGGAGCUUGUCCACUGCAUGUUUGAAGAGAAUGAAUCGAUGACUUUUGAAGAAGCUGUCGAAAAUUCGUCGGCAGUAUCAGCAAUUCUCGAAGAUGAUGAGGAAGAAGGAGAGGAAGUCGAUGAAGAUAAAGACGAUGGCUUGGAAACUAAAGAAAAAAUAGACAAAGAUGACCCUCGGAGCCGGUUGCAUUUUGUGAAAUAUUUGAAACGCAGUGGGAAAACCAUGAAGAUAUGGGAAUGUGGAAUUUGUUCUAAGGAAUUCCGACACCAGUACACUUUAAUGAGGCACUUACCAACGCACACAGAUGAGAGAAAUUUUAGAUGCGAUGUUUGCGGGAAAGCCUUUAGACAAAUGAGUACAUUAUCGCAGCAUAGAGCCAUUCACAGUGACGCUAGGCCUUACAUUUGUGAAAUUUGUAAGAAAACAUUCAACAGGGUGUCCACUCUAAUUUCCCAUCGAAAAACGCAUUCUGAAAAGAAGCCACACACAUGUAAUGUUUGUGGGAAAGGCUUCCAUCAAAAAGGCAACUUGCGGAACCACAUUUUCACCCACACAAAUGAACGACCCUAUCGAUGCAACGUCUGCGGCAAAGGCUUCAACCAAAUGUCGAACCUGAUGUGUCACAAAGUGAAGCUUUGCGAAGCAGAGAAGUCCAUACUAAUGAAGAGAGAUAAUGAGGAUAUCACGAUGAUGGAAAGUGAAAUUACAGCUGUCAAAGAGUCAACUGGAGAAAGACGGAUUCGGAAUAAGAAAAAUAUGAAGUUCGUUGAAUAUGUUGGUGACAAAACGGAACAUGAGCCUGGAAUUAGUUGUAAAAGUGAACAAGAUGAAGAUAUUCUGAGUCUCAAUGCAGGAGUAUUAAUAGAGCCUAUUCAAACAAAAGCAAUGAAGUUGGCUCGGUUAAAUGGUCAAACGCCGUUUGCUCUGCUCAAACCUGCCAAAGGAAUUCCUGUUUUAGUCAAAGUUGUUGAUGUUACAUCAAGAGAUAAGCAAAUGCUAGUGCCAGCAACUGCCGAAGACUUGAAAAAUGCAGGCAAAGUCACUGUUUCACCCUCUGCUCAAUGCGAAAGCGUAAAAGCUGUUCAAAUAAAGGUUCCUGUGGUGGCUACAGUGACGCAGAAAAUUUUAGUGGAUGGCUCGUUGGCAAUAAUUAUCGAGCCACCAAACGGAGAACACCUUUUUAAAGAGCAGGCUGCUGCAUCUGGGAGAGAAGAAAGCACUGAGGAAAAUGUCAAUGACCUUGCGGAGAGAGAAGAAGAUUGUGCCGUGGAGGAAGAGGCUAUACAAUAUGUUUUUGCAGACGACGACGGUUCUAACAGAGAUUGGGUGAUUCAAGACAUUGAGGAGGGCUGCAUUGAGCAAACUGAGCACUUAGAAGCACAAGAGGUUUACAUCCUAGAAGAAAUCCCCACAACGGAAGACGUGGAAGAAGUCGAAUAAUUUAGCAUAGAGAUUACAGUCCUUUAUUAUGAUAAUUUUAUUUAAAAUAAUUUUUAUAUAAUUCAAGUGAGCACAAUAAAGUUUAAUAUUUAAACUUGCUUAACUCUAAAUACUGUGUC
Messenger RNA from Neocloeon triangulifer, 1905 nucleotides. Its product is annotated as zinc finger and BTB domain-containing protein 49-like. Gene Ontology annotation, molecular function: RNA polymerase II cis-regulatory region sequence-specific DNA binding; DNA-binding transcription factor activity, RNA polymerase II-specific. Gene Ontology annotation, biological process: regulation of transcription by RNA polymerase II. Gene Ontology annotation, cellular component: nucleus. The coding region runs from base 164 to 1786 and encodes 540 amino acids. Lineage: Eukaryota; Metazoa; Arthropoda; Insecta; Ephemeroptera; Baetidae. The record is from RefSeq and is a predicted model, not a curated record. The transcript is spliced from 13 exons.